This is a messenger RNA of Rhopilema esculentum, 393 nucleotides long. Lineage: Eukaryota; Metazoa; Cnidaria; Scyphozoa; Rhizostomeae; Rhizostomatidae. The record is from RefSeq and is a predicted model, not a curated record.
AUGCCAGUCUCAAGUAAAAUAGCUAGAGUGCCUGGAGAUGUGCCCCUCAGGUCGGAUGGCACUCAACUUGCUACUGAGGAAGGGUGCAGCUCUGGAUUGAGUAAUUCUAGCAAUAAUGAAGCUGUUGUACUAAACCCAUUAGGGCGUAUGAUAGCUGACACUGCAGAGGAUGAAAAACCUCAGCAGUUCCACAACAACAAAAACCACACAAUUGCGACCUGGAAUGUUAGAACGAUGAAUCAGGGAAAGUUGGAAGUUGUAACAAAUGAAAUGGACAGAAUAAACUUAGACAUACUCGGAAUAAGUGAAAUGAAAUGGACAGGGUGUGGGGAUUUUAGAUAUGAUGAUCACACAGUGUACUACUCAGGACACCAACAAUACAAGAGAAAUUGA